GGUCCACGCCAGGGGCGCCUGACCGCGGCGCGGGCCGUCGUGGCGGACGACACGGCGGCAGUGCUCGCGCAGCCGAGGAUAGCGACUCUCAUGGAGUGCCUCGAGCAAGCGGAGAAGUCUCUGCGCGAGAUCGAGCUGAAGCUGGGCGGGGAGCAGCAGAGCGGCGCCAGCUGCAGCUCCUCGCAGCCGAGCAGCGGCGGAGCUGGCCGAGGAUCGCGCAGGGCUUCUUUCGGGUCCUUCAGCGAGACAUCCCCGGACUCCCUCGACGAGCACACGCAGAAGUGGUUGGUCGAGACUUUCACGGACCAGAGCAUCGAGGCCGCGGACGUGCACGGCUCGAUGAAUCAGCUCUCUCCGACGCACUCCGCCAAGAGG
Messenger RNA from Prorocentrum cordatum, 375 nucleotides. The record is from the annotation of a GenBank genome assembly. NCBI's taxonomy places the organism in Eukaryota, Dinophyceae, Prorocentrales, Prorocentraceae.